Molecule: messenger RNA, 3029 nt
Organism: Peromyscus californicus insignis
Lineage: Eukaryota; Metazoa; Chordata; Mammalia; Rodentia; Cricetidae
Gene: Tcp11
Product: t-complex 11
Exons: 10
Coding region: 96-1727 (543 amino acids)
Biological process (GO): regulation of sperm capacitation
Cellular component (GO): acrosomal vesicle; sperm flagellum
Source: RefSeq, a predicted model, not a curated record
CCGGGUGGUUUAACCGGAGCCGCCUACCCGCCCCGCGCCGGAGAGCCAGCCAGAGUGGGCGGGCCGGCGGAGGAGGAGAUACCAGCACCACCGAGAUGCCAAACGUGAAGGAGAGGGCGGCCCGGAGGGAAGCCAGAACGGCCGAGGGCGCCUCCCGAGAGCCCCGCGCGGGACACCCCCGGGAGAGCGCGAGCAGCGCCCAGGGCCACCGAUCACGUAGGUUCAACUGUCGCCAGGCCUCCGCCGCCCCGGACGUGGCCCUUAACCCCGAGCUCGAGGAGCCGCCCGCCCGAGGCAGGGUCGGCGGGGCCCGGGACCGCGAGCCCGCCCGCACCGCCCGGGUUCCCGCGCGGCGGCGUUGCCAUGGAUCUGCCUGGACGCUCCACAGCUUGGCGGAGAGGGUUCAUGAAACUUCCAAGCUUGAUUCUCACUCAGAAGAGAAGACCUUAUCUUCAAGCAGCCUGGAAGGUAAGGGCAAGGAGACAAUGCCCAGUGACUUCUGGGACCACCUGAAAGAGCAGCUGUCGUCUGUGCCCCCCGACUUCAGCUGUGCUCUUGAACUUCUGAAAGAGGUCAGGGAGAUUCUGUUGUCGCUGUUGUUACCACGCCAGAACCGCUUAAGAAGUGAGAUCGAAGAGGCCUUGGACAUGGACUUCCUCCAUCAGCAAGCUGAGCGUGGGGACUUGGAUGUCACCUAUCUCUCUAAGUACAUUCUCAACAUGAUGGUCUUGCUGUGCGCACCAGUGCGAGAUGAAGCCGUGCAGAAACUGGAGAGCAUCACGGAUCCUGUCCGGCUGCUGAGGGGCAUCUUCCAAGUGCUGGGCCAGAUGAAAAUGGACAUGGUGAACUACACGAUCCAGAGCCUCCAGCCCCAGCUGCAGGAACACUCCAUCCAGUUUGAGCGGGCCGAGUUCCAGGAGCGCCUCAACAAGGAGCCCAACCUCCUCGAUCACACCAUUAAGUGGCUGACCCAGGCGGCCGCAGACCUCACCACCCCUUCUGCAAGUUGCCCUGACACACGGGACUCCUCCAGCUCGCCUGGCCCAUCUCCCAGUGACAUGACUGCCCCGGAACCACUCAGCUCUGCAAUGGUGCUGUCCCAGGGAUUCCUGAACCUUCUCAUCUGGGACCCUGAGAAUGAAGAGUUUCCUGAGACCCUGCUGAUGGACAGAGCCCGGCUGCAGGAGCUGGAGUUGCAGCAGAAGCAGCUGACCAUCCUUGCCUCCGUCAUGCUGGUGGCCAAUAGCUUCUCGGGCAGCGUUCUGUUUGGCUCACCCCAGUUUGUGGACAAACUAAAACGCAUAACGAAGUCCCUGGUGGAGGAAUUUAACUCCAGGCCGGAGGAGACCAUGCAGACUGUGAGUGAGCAGGUGACCCAGGAAAUCCACCAGGGUCUCAAGAGCAUGGGCCUCGCCCCUCUGACCAGUGACAACACGGCGUCUCUCAUAGCACAGUUCCAGAACAUUGCCAAGGAGGGGAACUGUGUCCGCAACGUCAUUGACCAGCGGAUCCACUUGUUCCUCAAAUGCUGCUUGGUUCUUGGUGUGCAGCGCUCACUGUUGGACCUUCCUGGAGGCCUCGCCCUCAUCGAAGCGGAGCUGGCGGAACUGGGCCAGAACUUUGUUACCCUUACACAUCACAACCAGCAGGUGUUUGGCCCUUACUACACUGAGAUCUUAAAACCUAUCAUCUCCCCAGGCCAGAACUUGAAAGUGGAGUCUGUCUGAGCAUGGGCUCAGAGCCCUGGCACCUUGGACCCAGGGGGAAGGCCCAUCCUCCUGGAGUGACAUCACCAGUGACCAGCAGAGCAGUGAGUCCCCUCCGCACCCCCACAGCCGGCACAGCUGGGCUGUAGGGAUCAAGUAUGUAAACACCAGCUGGCCCAAAUCCGCUCCCUAAUAAACUAUGAACAGCAAGCAGCCCGCCAUUCUUCUGUGACUCAGCAGAGGCCAGGCCCUGUGACUGGCAGCACCCCCCUCCGGGGUGUGCCCCCGUGGUGUCACGGAUGACAGCCGAGAUGUCGGGGUGCUUACCUUGGGAGCCUUCAUGUUGCCCAGCCAGCCAGGAGAGGACGAGGAAAGCCAAUUAAGUCAGACCUAGAGUCCCCUCGAGGUUCCAAGAGCCCCCCAGGAGGUCGGGACAGCAGGAGCCCCUGCCCCAUCCAGAGCAUCCUGCAGAGCCCCCGCUGCAGGAAAGUGAUGGUGGCCGCAAGCAGCACCCCCAGUCGGCGGGCCCUGGUGGUCUCAGCUCUCUCCCUCAGGUUAUCUAGAGUUCAGGCUGGCACAGGUAGUCUGCCCUGGUCCCACCCCCGUCCAGGCUUCUGUGGCCUCAUCACUAAGUUUAGAGCGCCCACUCCUCGUGACCGAGGCAAGGCGUGCGUUCAGGUGGGAGCAGACUCCAUCUCUCCUUGCUCUGCCAGUGUGGGUGGUUGUGGUGUGAGUGCCCCUUGUCGUAGACCAACACCAAGUGGGACUCUGGGAAAGACCUGGGUCACACUCACUGUUGGCAACUGGCUCCCAUGAGGAAAGUGUCCCAUUCAGGUCUGGUCCUUUUGUAACAGACAAUGUGUGGGGAUUGACUUGUGUGUGUCCUCAAGACAACAUAAAGAAACAUAAUGACCCCUUUCAGAAGCUGGGAAAGCCCACAACACAAUGCAGAGACAGCACAAGGUGGUGUCUGAGUUCUGUUGGCCUGGGAUGGGCCUCUUUUUUUUGGGGGGGGGGCGUCUUUCAAGACAGGGUUUCUCUGUAGUUUUGGUGCCUGCCCUGGAUCUCGCUCUAUAGACCAGGCUGGCCUCGAACUCACAGAGAUCUACCUGGCUCUGCUUCCUGAGUGCUGGGAUUAAAGGUGUGUGCCACCACCGCCCGGCGGGAUGUGCUUCCAACUGGCAGCCUUUUUAGAUAGGUGACAGUGUGGUCAACAAAGUGACCAGGCAUAGAUCACUCAAAGUCCUGUCUUGUAACUGUAUCGCCUCACUUGGGGUGGCCCAGGAAAAGAUAUGCUCAAAUAAAUAGGCUUGGCUGCUUAGA